Molecule: messenger RNA, 1901 nt
Organism: Camponotus floridanus (Florida carpenter ant)
Lineage: Eukaryota; Metazoa; Arthropoda; Insecta; Hymenoptera; Formicidae
Product: 4-coumarate--CoA ligase 1
Exons: 9
Coding region: 45-1772 (575 amino acids)
Biological process (GO): fatty-acyl-CoA biosynthetic process; long-chain fatty acid metabolic process
Molecular function (GO): long-chain fatty acid-CoA ligase activity
Source: RefSeq, a predicted model, not a curated record
AUUGAAAAUAAACGAUCAUAAAUAAGAUUCACGUGGUUCUUCUCAUGGAACCGUUCCAGAAUUGCGCAUCUUUACGUAAAGAAAUGUCUCGAUAUCACCAAGUAGAAAAGGAUGCAACGGAAAACCAAGUUCCAUUCAAGAUAAUAAACAAUAUACUAAUUGGGGAACAUUCUUCGAGGAAGUAUCUGAAUAUCGGAGAUUGGAUUUUGAUCACAUUUAAAACCAGGCCAACAUUCAUUGGUCAGAUAGACGCGGAGACAGGAGAAGAAGUUACAUACGAGGAGAUGAGAAACAAAAGCGUGAAGCUAGCAAUAUGGUUACAGAAACAAGGCAUUAAAAAAAACGAUGUAAUAACGAUAUGCAUAAACAAUCGAAUGCGAGCCUACAUGCCGCUUCUGGCGGGCAUAUAUCUCAAUCUUAUUGUGAAUCCAUGGGAUUGUAAAUAUUUAGAGGACGAGGUAAGAACUCUUUAUUUUUUGCUGGAACAUAGUCCAGAUGUAAUAUUUAUCGACAGUGAAAAUCUUACGAAGCUCCAAACGGCUUUUAUACUUACGCGAUCUUUUGACGAACCAAUUUUAUCGAAAAUAAUAGUUAUGGAUGAGCCACAAGAAGGACUGAUGAGUGACAAGAAGGAUUAUGAUUCUCUCGACUCAAUUAUAAAUAGUAAGUUUGAUCCAUCGGAAAUUGAGGCGUUUAAAUGUGCACAACAUACUGAAAGAACUUCAGCAGUGGUGAUGUUUUCUUCCAACACGUCAAAUUAUCCUGGCGAGGCGUACAUUCCUUACGGACUGUUCUUAUCUCAUCCGAAUGACGAGACGCCGAUUAUGAAAUUCAAUGACGUUGGUCUUUGGUAUGAACCUAUAAAUUGGACUUACAGUCUGCUAUUGACUAUUCGUGCUAUAAUAAGUUUUGUGACAGCAAUCAAGAUAUCGACAUUCAAUGAAGAAAAUUUAUGCCAAAUAAUAGAAAAGUAUAAGGUGUCGUGGGUGUUUCUUAAAAGCAGUAUGUGUAAUAAAUUUGAUAAUACUAACGUCUUUAAGAAAUAUGAUGUCUCUUCCUUAAAACAAAUGUUAUUCGGUGAUACAGCAAUUAUACGCCAAAUUCAUGAAGGUCUUAUCAAAUCGUUACCGAACGUGUAUAUCACUCAAGUAUACGGUAUUUCGGAAAUAGGCGUGAUCGCUUAUCAACGAAAAACUAGUAAGAUUGGAUCUAGCGGUUACGUGAACAAAAAUAUUCGAUUAAUGUUUAUUGACUAUGAAACGAGGCAACCAGUGAGUGCAAAUACAUGUGGCGAGAUCUGGUGUCAAGCUCCGAAUAUAAUAGUAGCCAAUCCUCAGUCAAAAUUGCUACAGAGUAAAUACGAUCUACAACGAUCAAAUGAAGGAUGGUAUUAUACCGGAGAUGUAGGCUUCUUUGAUGAAGACGGUGACAUUUUUGUUAUCGAUAAAGUCAGAGAUUUGAUUAGAUAUAGAAACCUUUAUAUUUACCCGAGAAAAAUCGAGCAAAUAUUAUUACGUCAUCCGGAUGUACACGAAGUUGCCGUGGUAGGUGUAAAGCAUGAUUUCGAUCGUCAACAUGCAAAGGCAUUUGUUAUAAGAGAGGAAGGAACAAAGGUGACGGAAAAAGAGCUAAUAGAAUUUGUGAAAAAUAAUGUAGAUAACGAAACUUAUUUCCUUCAUGGUGGAGUGUCCUUUCUUAAAAUAAUGCCACGUCUUCCGAAUGGAAGAAUCGAUCGAAUGAGGGUUAAAUAUGUGCCACGUGAAAAUGAGUGAGCAUUAUAUUUUAUGAUUAUCAAAAAUAUAUGUUAAUGUAUAUAUAUGUUAAUAUAUGUUAAUAUAUAUUAAUAAAAAAAACCUUCAAAACUAAGACAAAAUGUUCCAAGGUUAUAGAUUCUUUUGAAA